This is a messenger RNA of Vicia villosa (hairy vetch), 840 nucleotides long. RefSeq names its product protein MAIN-LIKE 1-like. The transcript is spliced from 3 exons. Lineage: Eukaryota; Viridiplantae; Streptophyta; Magnoliopsida; Fabales; Fabaceae. Bases 1 to 840 code for a protein of 279 amino acids. The record is from RefSeq and is a predicted model, not a curated record.
AUGCAUGUAGUAUCACAGGUAACUGACGGAGCUGCCGUUCCAAGAGAUGUACCUGCUAGACCCGUUCCAGCAGGGCCUUCUCCAUCUGUUCCAAUAGAAGGAUCUUCUCCAUCCGUUCCAGUUGAGGGGCCUUCUCCAUCUACUACUUCAUCACGGAGGCCUCGGGAUGAUGCUGAGGUGACGAUCAAUGCAAGAUCUUCGGUGCCACCUCCUGAGUUGCACGAGGAUGAUGAGGUGUCGGAGCCUGAUAGGGAACCCCAGAAGUUCUACAACCACAGUCGAAAGAUUGCCGCUCUCACGCAGCCUGGCGAGGCAUGGUUUCAGGAUGUCUUCACAACUUCUGGAUUGAGGGACCUCUGUCAGGUUGGUUUCCAGACGAUACAUAAUGGGAUGCUGAAGACAUUUGCAGAGAGGUGGCAUCUAGAGACAUCGUCAUUUCAUCUCCCUCACGGUGAGAUUACCAUCACUCUUGACGACAUUGCAGGCCUCCUGCAUAUAUCUAUUAGGGGAAUCCUCCUUAGUCACGGUAGGCUGACGAAGGAGGGAGCGAGGGAGAUACUGACUGGGGACCUGGGGGUUGUUCCUGAGGACGCGCUUGAAGAGGUUGAGAGGACCCGCGAGGCACACGUCAUAUUUCACUUCUUAAGGCGACAAUACGAUGUCGAGCUCCUUGCGACACAUGAUGUUGUUGGUGACGAUGAUGAGGAGGAUAUAUACAAGCAGCGGGCGCUGAGAUGUUACUUUUUAUAUUUGUUAGACACCCAGCUGUUUGUGGACACGAGCUCGUCGUACACAGACGUCGUUUAUCUGACGUACUUAUCGGAUACCGCAUGUGUCUAG